Molecule: messenger RNA, 1314 nt
Organism: Punica granatum (pomegranate)
Lineage: Eukaryota; Viridiplantae; Streptophyta; Magnoliopsida; Myrtales; Lythraceae
Source: RefSeq, a predicted model, not a curated record
CCUCGUUUGUGUCUUCCUCGACGAUCUGCCCUCUAGUACUUAGCCAGCGUCUCUUUACAAGAUUGUUGUCCAUCAGUGUGUGCCUGUGUCCGUCUCUCUAUCCAUCGGUUCCUCCCAUAUCAAGUACACACACACUCACACACACACAUAUAUAUAUAUAUAGUGAAAUGGCGAACGCAAUCAGGUUCUUUGAGUUGAACACUGGAGCAAAGAUUCCAUCAGUUGGAUUGGGGACUUGGCAGUCCGAUCCGGGUCUCGUCGGCAAAGCUGUUGCAGCAGCAGUAAAGAUCGGGUACCGGCACAUCGAUUGUGCCCAAGUGUAUGACAAUGAGGCAGAGAUCGGCUCAACUUUUAAGACACUGUUCGAUGAAGGCGUGGUCAAGCGUGAGGAACUGUUCAUCACAUCCAAACUCUGGUGUACAGAUUAUGACCCGGAUGAUGUACCGAAGGCCUUUGAAAGAACCUUACGAGAUUUGCAGAUUGAUUAUCUGGACUUGUAUCUUAUACACUGGCCGUUUGCAAUGAAGAAAGGAUCAGUGGGCUAUUCACCUGAAUAUGUCGUAAAAGGCGACAUAGCAAGCACCUGGAGGGCAAUGGAAGCGCUCUACGAUUCAGGCAAGGCACGGGCGAUUGGAGUCAGUAACUUUUCCACCAAGAAAUUGGCCGAUCUCCUAGAUACUGCACGCAUCACUCCUGCUGUUGAUCAGGCGGAGUGCCACCCUUCAUGGCAGCAGACCAAGCUCCGUGAGUUCUGUAAAUCCAAAGGAAUCCAUCUGACAGGUUACUCACCACUCGGGUCCCCAGGCUCGACGUUCCUUAAGAGCGAGGUCCUUAAGCACCCCAUUUUAAACAUGGUUGCGGAGAAGUUGGGGAAGAGCCCUGCACAGGUUGCAAUAAGGUGGGGCCUUCAGAUGGGCCAUAGCUUGCUGCCAAAGAGUACCAAUGACGCCAGGAUCAAGGCAAACUUCGAAGUCUUUGACUGGUCGAUCCCCGACGACUUGUUUGCCGAGUUUUCCAAGAUCGAGCAGGCUAGACUCCUCAGAGGAAAUGCAUUUGUCCAUGAGACUCUCAGUCCAAUUAAGACCGUCGAGGAACUCUGGGACGGCGAGAUCUAGACAGUACUAGAGCUCCGCGGCGAGAAGUGGACCGGACUGGAAUAACUGAGAUUUAACUGGACGUCUCUGAGAUAGCAAGAAGGGAAGAAUUGGUGCAAACAGCGUUUGGUUCCUGAUGAGUGAUGACUUACUUGUGAUGUUUAAUUUGCUCUAAUGCAGUGCCUGAAUUGGUAUAAAUAAAGACAUGUUUUUCAUCCUA